AUGGCAUUACCUAAUGAUAUAAUUUAUGAUAUCUUGCCACAACUUCAUGAUGAUAUGCGUACUUUGUACCGAUGUCUCUUAGUAAAUCGUCUUUGGUGUCGAAUAACGGUCCCAAUUUUAUGGUGUCGGCCGUUUACAAUUUCAUCCAAACCUUUUACAAAUAAGCAUCGCACGAGUCGUACUCUUAUAAUACAGACUUAUGUUUCAUGUCUUAACCAAGAUGAACUUGCAUAUUUGAUCCCUUACAGAAUAGAUUUUCUUGAUAUUCGACCGACAUUAUUUCCUUAUGAAAAAUAUCUUCAAGAACUUUCCGAUAAUGCUAUAGACAAAGGUGUAAAAGGAUGGUUUCAGGGAAAGAAACUUACUUUUCCUUUUGUCGAAUAUGAUCAUAGAGCUGAGGCUCUUACUUAUUCACUCUGGCGCAUGUUCAUGCGUCAAUGCGUGAAGAUACAAUCGGUAUCUAUUAUGCCUUUGUAUGUUCGAUCCGGUAUUUCGAAUGUACCAAAUUUCUCCGAUUCAAUGUCUGCUUUAUCUCAUGUACGAAGUUUCACAUGCAGAAUCGAUUGGAGUGAUAGUGCUGAAAAGUAUCAAAAAACCAUACAACUAUUACAGAAAUUAGAAUUAGUUUGCAAAAAAAUAACGCAUAUGAAAGUUUACAUACAUGAAAAGGCUGACCCAGGCGUUCUAAAUGCAAUUGUUCAGAUCAUUAGAGUACAAAAAGGUAUCAAAGAAGUCUCUUUUAAGAAUAAUAUGAUUCUGAAAGGAAAUCUUUAUCAAUUUAGGCCACUCUUGGUUCCAGUCAUGGAAUCACAGGCAAAAUAUGUAACUUCGUUAGCAUUUCGAUCAGUUAAAUUUAAUGAGAUUUCAAUUGUUGCUUUGGCUGGCUUCCAUUCAUUAGAGUCUCUUUGUCUACAGAAAUGUCGAAAUAUGACAAUAGAACAUAGUAUUAUGCUGUCUACAGCGUCAUUCCGUCUAAAAUUUUUAUCUUUACUGAGAAAUUCAUGGUCAAACUCUAUUACUGCAGCACUUAUUGCUAAGGCAGGUGUCACUUUACAACAGAUGGUACUGGACAAUGUUUGCACUGAAACUACACAAGCUGCAUUAGACCAUUGUCCAAACCUUACCAUUUUAUACAUAGAGGUAUCGGUUUACAAUUAUAGCCUAAUUACUUGGAUUGGCUCUACAAAAAUUCAACAACUAGAAAUAUCAUUCGGCGGAAUAUUCCGAUUAUCCACCGAAGACACAACUAAAUCAUUACAAUUAUUAAGAGAACAUCUUCCCACUUCGGUGGUUUACCUGAAAUUAGAUGGUUUAUACAUUUCUAAUGAGGCAUUUACCGAUUUUAUUAAUAAUUGCAAAGCUCCAUUAUCAACUUUAAUUAUUUCAAUUGAUUGUUAUCAUGAUUUUGAAGAGAGUGCACUUACUGUUCUCAACUUUGCUUCUAAACGCAAGACUUUGAAAAAAUAUGGAAAUUAUGACAGUAAUAGGUAUGUACAGAAUGUGUCUAUUAGAGAACUGGAAAAACAUGGGAUCAAGAUAUUAAAUACGUAUGAUAUUAAGAGUCUAUCAUCGAAAGCAUUUUAA
Molecule: messenger RNA, 1584 nt
Organism: Dentiscutata erythropus
Lineage: Eukaryota; Fungi; Glomeromycota; Glomeromycetes; Diversisporales; Gigasporaceae
Source: the annotation of a GenBank genome assembly